AUGCACGCCUUCAAUAUCAACCCUACUACAGCAAUUGCUGCGGUGGCUCUGCUCUCUGCCCUGCCGACUGCCCAGGCUGGCUUAUAUCUUAAGAGCUCGCCCGUAGUCCAGGUAGACGCCAAGAACUAUGAUAGGAUAAUUAACAGAUCAAACCAUACUUCUGUUGUCGAAUUUUACGCGCCAUGGUGCGGCCAUUGCCAGAACCUCAAGCCCGCCUACGAAAAGGCAGCUAAAAACCUUGAGGGUCUUGCCAAGGUCGCCGCCGUAAAUUGUGAUGAAGAUGAAAACAAGCAACUAUGCGGCAUGAUGGGCGUCAAGGGUUUCCCAACGCUCAAAACCGUGCGCCCUGGCAAGAAGGGGAAGCCGAUCGUGGAAGACUACAAUGGUCCUCGAACCGCCAAGGGCAUUGUAGAUGCGGUUGUUGACAAGAUCAACAAUCACGUAAAACGCGUAACGGAUAAGGAUCUUGAUUCCUUCCUUUCGACCAAGAACGAUACGGCCAAGGCUAUUUUAUUCACGGAGAAGGGUACUACGAGCGCUUUACUAAAGAGUAUCGCCAUUGACUUCCUCGAUGUUAUCACUAUUGCGCAAAUUCGAGACAAGGAGACCAAGGCGAAUGAAUUGUUUGGCAUCAAGUCCUAUCCCACUUUCGUAUUACUACCCGGUGGCGAUAAAGAGAGCAUAGUAUACGACGGAGAUUUGAAGAAGGAUGAUAUGCUCAAGUUCUUGUCGCAAGUUGGCCAACCAAACCCGGAGGCAGCACCCGCUAAAUCAAAGGGGGAGAAGAAGUCUGAGAAGAAAAACAAGAAGGCGUCUCCCAAAUCUUCCGACUCCAGUUCCAAGACUACCUCAACUGAAUCGGAAGAGUCUACCGAUGCUCCUCCUGCUGAAAAUUCCGUCGAGGUCGCUCCCCCUAUCCCAGCUAUCACCGAGGCGGACAAGCUAACUCAGGAAUGCCUGAACCGAAAGGCUCACACCUGUGUUCUUGCUUUCGUGCCCUCCGCUCACGGAGAGAUUGCAGAAAAGGCUUUGACUAGCCUAGCCGAACUAGCAUUCAAACACGCCCACGCCCACCGCCACUUAUUCCCCUUCUUCGAGGUUCACCACGACAAUGAAGCUGCCGAGUCGGUAUUCAAGAGUUUAGAACUCUCAGGUGAAGUUGAGAUUGUUGCUAUCAACGGCAAGAGAGGAUGGUGGCGUCACUACGAGGGAGAUUUUAGCUCUGAGAGUGUUGAGAGCUGGAUUGACGCUAUCCGUCUUAGUGAAGGUGCCAAGAAGAAGUUGCCAGCGGGCGUUAUUGGCGAGGUCGUCGAGAAGCCGACAGAGUCUGUUGAGGUAAAGAUUGAGGAGGAUGUUAAGGUCGAGGUCGAGACUGAAUCUAACACGUCCACUAAGGGUGCCGAGCCGACUCCUGAGGCUACACCCGCGGUAGAAUCGAAUGAGGUACCCAAACACGAAGAGCUAUAA
Messenger RNA from Daldinia childiae, 1467 nucleotides. RefSeq lists its product as uncharacterized. Gene Ontology annotation, biological process: response to endoplasmic reticulum stress. Gene Ontology annotation, cellular component: endoplasmic reticulum lumen. The transcript has 2 exons. NCBI's taxonomy places the organism in Eukaryota, Fungi, Ascomycota, Sordariomycetes, Xylariales, Hypoxylaceae. Gene Ontology annotation, molecular function: protein-disulfide reductase activity; protein disulfide isomerase activity. The coding region runs from base 1 to 1467 and encodes 488 amino acids. The record is from RefSeq and is a predicted model, not a curated record.